AUGAAACAAGGUUCAGCUACUGUGGGCAUCAAAAGCCAGUCGCACGCUGUUCUGGCAGCUCUGAAGCGUGCUCAAAAUGAACUUUGUUCACACCAGAAGAAAAUUUAUGAGAUCGAUACCCAUGCCGGCGUCUCAAUCGCUGGUUUACUGUCUGAUGGAAGAAUUCUCGCAAGG
Messenger RNA from Ostertagia ostertagi, 174 nucleotides. NCBI's taxonomy places the organism in Eukaryota, Metazoa, Nematoda, Chromadorea, Rhabditida, Trichostrongylidae. The record is from the annotation of a GenBank genome assembly.